Messenger RNA from Pistacia vera, 357 nucleotides. RefSeq lists its product as uncharacterized. Bases 1 to 357 code for a protein of 118 amino acids. The transcript has a single exon. Lineage: Eukaryota; Viridiplantae; Streptophyta; Magnoliopsida; Sapindales; Anacardiaceae. The record is from RefSeq and is a predicted model, not a curated record.
AUGGUAGCAUUUGCUCUUCAAGUUGCUAAAGAAGUAGAAGAUGAGCCUAGAACAGUUUGGGAAGCUAUGGAUAGUGAAGAUUCUAGGCAGUGGAAACUAGCCAUGCAAGAAGAGUAUGAUUCUUUAAUGAAGAAUAAGACUUGGAUUCUUAUAAAUAAGCCUGAGGGUAGUAGGGUUGUUAAGUGCAAAUGGGUUUUCAAAAGAAAAGAGGGAAUACCAGGGGUAGAAGCACAUAGGUUUAAAGCUAGAUUCAUAGCAAAUGGUUUCACACAGGUUGAGGAAGUUGAUUAUAAUGAAAUAUUUUCACCAGUUGUGAGACAUACAACUAUUAGAGUGCUUUUGUCUUUGGUGGCUUAG